Messenger RNA from Amphibalanus amphitrite, 2571 nucleotides. Its product is annotated as F-box/SPRY domain-containing protein 1-like. Gene Ontology annotation, biological process: proteasome-mediated ubiquitin-dependent protein catabolic process; synapse assembly involved in innervation. Bases 325 to 1137 code for a protein of 270 amino acids. Gene Ontology annotation, cellular component: synapse; SCF ubiquitin ligase complex. The record is from RefSeq and is a predicted model, not a curated record. The transcript has 4 exons. Gene Ontology annotation, molecular function: protein binding. Lineage: Eukaryota; Metazoa; Arthropoda; Thecostraca; Balanomorpha; Balanidae.
UUUUUUAAAACAUGGUCUUUCUACAACCCAUGCUUUUAGAGCCAUUGCUUACGAUGCUUUUGUUCGUUCGCAACAAUUACUGCUAGCAAAGGUGAAGUCGUCAGAAAGCUGAAUGUCUAUUGGAGAGCCAUUAGGCAUCAUGCAUUUGGCAGACUGCCAGUGUUUGUGAUGGAGUGCAGCUGAGUUGUUUGAACAGCAACUCUUAGACACAUUAAAGCAGCUGGCUCUAUUUACUGCCCCAGUGCAGUAGCAUAAAGCUGCCAUGCAGUGCACCUUGUGCUGUGCAAGCCUGAGCAUUGUGUAGUGCUCUCCAGUGGCCACUUCAUGUGCCACCUAAUGUCUCUCAGGACUCAGAAAUCAAAGCCUGUAAAAGGCCAGUCAUUCUGGCUGCGGCUACCAGAGCAGACACUCGAGCAGAUCUUCUCCUAUCUGAGUCUGCAGGAUCUGCGCAACUGUGCACUCGUCUGCAAGCUCUGGUACCACUUCCUCAAUGACGAGAACAACGAGGUGUGGCGGCUGCCAUGCGAGCGGCAGCUGGCAGAGGAGGCACUCCGCUCCGACCUGCUCUGCUCUGUGCCCACCUACAAGGCCAAGCUGCGCGCCUUCUGCCACGCCUGGAACCCGGCCGACAGCUCGCGCAACAUCUACAUCAAGCCGAACGGCUUCACGCUGCACCGCAACCCGGUGGCGCAGAGCACGGACGCGUCGCGGGGCAAGCGCGGCUUCUGCCACGGCCGGCACGCCUGGGAGGUGGUGUGGGAGGGGCCGCUGGGCACGGUGGCCGUGGUCGGCGUGGCCACCAGCGAGGCGAGCCUGCAGUGCCACGGCUACCUGCCACUGCUCGGCUCGGACGCCCACAGCUGGGGCUGGAACCUGGUGGACAAUCACCUGCUGCACAACGGAGACGCCCUCGGCACCUACCCGCGGCUCAACAACGCGCCAAAGUACCAGGUCGGGGAAAGGAUCCGGGUCAUCCUAGACUGCGAUGAUAACACGCUGUCGUUCGAACGCAGCUACGAGUUCCUGGGUGUGGCGUUUAGAGGUCUGCCGGACCGGCGCCUCUACCCGUCCGUCUCAGCCGUGUACGGCAACACUGAGGUGUCCAUGGUGUACCUGGGCCCGCCGGUGGACGGCUGAGGCCGGCGGCGCCGCGCCUCCCCCACCCCUCUGCGGACCUCAGCCGGCCGCCGGCGCCGGCCCUCCUCUGUGAUAUGCCCCGCGCGCGCCCCCGGACACCGUCAGCAGCGAGCCGCCUGACUCGGCGCUCCGCCGACCGGUCCCUUUACUGCCGGUCGGCCGCGGACGGUGACCGCGUCCGGCACGCUCGUGCGGCGGACUCUUUCAGCCAGCGGCCCGCGCUCGGAGUCGCUCUCGGAAUCCGAGAUUCAGGCAAGUCUUGUCAGCUCCGGUAGGUGACACAGGCCGUGCAUAUUGUGCGCGCGUGUGAGUGUGGGAUGGGAGGGGUUUUAACGUUCAUAUCUCGCUUUAACGGUUUAUUGGCCGUAUGACUUUGCUGUCCAGUGUUCCGCUGCCGCUCUGCGACUGAGAGGACCUCUAUUGCGUUCGGUAUGAUCCGGAGUGUGUGGCCAGGUGACUGAGUAUAUGACGACUGCCCGUCCGGCAAUGUUCAUAGCCUGUGCAAUCAUUCAUACUGAUGUGGACGGGCGGGGUUUUUGACUCAGUAAAGAUGCUCCGCCCGCUCGUUUUCUCCAUUUUACCAUUCGUCGUAUUUCGUUCAUUUGUUCGCUGAGGGUCCCGGUGGCAGAGCAAAACGAGGGUGUUCUGAGGAUGGUCCUGGGAAGAGAAUAGGGAAGAGUGAGACGUCUGCCUGAGCUGGUCCUGAAAGAAAAGUAUGUGACUUUACGAGGGUGUGGUGUGGUUGAGUCUUUGAUAGGCUUGCUUAUGGAGCUGCGAGGUGUCUAGUGCGGCAUGUCUGAGGGGCUGAUGGUUUAGUACGUCAGAAAGUGAGCAUGAAUUAGCGUGGACGACUGUGUUUGCGUGAGCGUGAGGUCGACUCCCUAGACCUUCCAGUAUCGGUACAGAGCAGCAGCAGGACACGAGUUCCUGCGAUCGGUGGAGCCAGGAAAAACAGCUUUUUGAAGCAUGUAGGAAUCUUGUUCAACUCCAGUCAUAGUGGCCAGCUUGGUAACUUUUUGAACGAAUUACAAUGCAGGUGAACAAACGGCCCGGCGUGUCGGACGUGAGUCGAGUUUUACAUAUUUCACUCGCUGCGUACGGUCGGUGUGUGUAGGUUGUGCGCGUACCUCACUGUGUGUAUAUCUGUGCAGUGUGCUGUGUGAUCCCGUGACCACGCUGUACGACUAGGGCACGUGUCUGUAGCGUGGCGGGUGGCGCGGGGUCAGUUUCGGGACACCGGCCGGCCGGUGAAGGAUCUCAGGCGUGUGUGAGAGGUGCGCCACCCAGGGUGAGACAGCUGCCCACUGCCAAAGGGACGCGCCCUCCGAUCUCGAUAUAGCGCCGCACCGGGACGUGGUGCGGUGCCGUGACUGUGUGUGAGGACGAGCAAUGUGUUUUUCCAUCAAUAGAUCCAUUCGAUGACUCAAAUAAUAA